Seminavis robusta is the source of this 4464-nucleotide messenger RNA. NCBI's taxonomy places the organism in Eukaryota, Bacillariophyta, Bacillariophyceae, Naviculales, Naviculaceae. The record is from the annotation of a GenBank genome assembly.
AUGACGAUCGACGAGCGUCCCGAGUCGGUGGAAGAAGCCGGUGCCAUGCUGGGAGCCGCCAUUACUCUGUGUGGCACUGGGAAUACUACGGUCAAUGCACCUCCCAAGGGAAUGCAUUCUUCCUUUGGAACAGUUUCGGUUCCUUCUUCGGAUCUGCUGGUGCGACUGUACUACUUGAGAGCCUUGCUCCGUGCUUCGCCACCCCAAGAACCUCUAGUGGCAGCACCCUCCCUGCUGGCUGUGCUCAUGAAGUUGCUCGGUACAUCCACGCAAUUGGCCGCCAAAAAUAGUAAUUCCGCAGAUGCAUCCUCACGAGGAGAAGUUCCGCCCAUGAUCUCCAAUCCACUUCGAAAAUUGUGGGUGGAAUGCGUGGUCCUGUGUCAUCGCUUGGGAGAAGGCUUGUCGGGCAGUGCUCGCACCAGUCUAUUUUCGUUUCUCAAAAACAUGAUUGCCUUGGCCGGCAUGAAUCCUCGAAGUGCCAAAGCCGGUGGUGGAGCCCGUAUUGCGGCGCUCGAUGCCAUUGCAGGACUCUUUGAAGAUGAAACAUUGGCCUCCAAAAUAUCGGGAUGGGCGCACGAUGUACUGCAGCUAUGUCUGCGGGCACUGCGAUCCAGUGGAAAUGGAGAACCGUCCUUUCGCAUUUCCGCCAUGAAAAUGGGAUGCACAGUGGCGAAAGCCUGUCGAGUGGCACAACUAAAACUCAAACCAGUAGAUGGACCUUCUCAAAGGGCAUUGCUCCUUCCAGGAGGAAUGGAAGGACCUGCAGUGGUGGAAGCCAUCAAAGUUCUAAAGCAGGCAUCCAAUGACAAAUUUCCUGAAGUCAGGUCAGCUUGUGCCACGUUUGCAGCUCUCAUGGCACCCAUGCUGGUACUACCACCCAAAAUUAUGAGACCGAAUUCCAGAGAUCAGGAAUCACCCAGUGCUGCCGUUGUCAAUCUAGACGAAGUCAUUGGCAUUGCACUACGCAAUAUAGACGAUGAAUCUGCCGAAGUGGCCGAGGUGUGGUCCGAAGCACUGGCACGCUGUCUCUGUACAGCCAUUGAAGUGGGACAACGAAAGGCUGAAUCCGCAAUGGCAAAAAGAGAUGUCGAAGCCGAUCAAGACGAUCCACAACCAGGGGCACAAUCUGGGUCGGCCAAUACGGGACGGAAUGCCAGGAAAAAGGAAACUGCCGUUGCACUGUGCAAGAAUCACCGAUCCGCCAUUCUAUUCUUGAUCAAAUACUUUGUCAAAUCUGGAGGGGAGCUGUCGGCACCACGUGCGGGAGGAUCCUUCUCCGUCGGAGGACGAGCGGUCCGCGUUGGGUUGGCCAAUGCAUUGGUGCAUCUACUACGUAUUCAAUCUACUUUUGGUGGGAUCGAUGACGAAAAUGGGAUUUCCAUGCCGGACUGUGUCAGACUCGUCUUGAAAAUGUCGGGAGAGGAAGCCAGCAAACAGUUUCCACGAACCCCAGCUUCCACGCAAACAUUGGAUGUCACCACGCCAGUUACACCAGAUUUCAAACCAGGAGGGGCUGGAAAUGCUCUCUUUGGCAACAAGAAAUCAGGAGCUGACGCUGGACUCGUACGGUUGGCCACUUGCAAUGUUGUGCGGUUUGGCCUGGCGGAAUUGGCUUCGGAAAAUGCGCAGUUGAGUCUAUUACAAGACCUGAUUGGUCUUUUGAAUCCUGCCGCUGUGACCGAUCCAUCCGAACUCAAAUGCAAUCCUCAGCAGCUGCAAGUUGUACUGGUGGAAAUCUCGCAUUUGCUCAGUGCCUUGGGAGAGGCUGCUGCCUCCAAGGUCGAAGAUCUUGUCACAAACUUGAAAACAUGCCUCUGUCAUUCGUCGCAUGGAGUAAGGCACGAAGCGGCUGUAGCUUGUGGGGCGCUCGCAGACAGCUUCCCGGCAACUGGAAGAGAAUUUCUAGAAUAUGGAAUGAACGAACUUCGGUCACAGCACACUGAACUGAUGGGUGUCGCAAAUCGUAGUGAAAGCGUCGAAGUGAACGAUCCCAAGCGAUCGUUUGGUCGCAUGUUCCGACGGGCCAAGAAAGAGACGGAAAAGAAGGUGGUCGAUCCCACUCUCGUACACCAAUACACAAUUCACGGCAUUUCCCUUAUGAUGGCCAUUGUUGCCCGAGACCUUCCGCAGACCUCUGGGGGGAUAUCGCGACAACUACUUUCAGAUGUUCUGUCAGUGGCAGAGUUGCUGUCCGAAUGGCAGUUCAAUGAUCUCGUAACCAAGGCGAACCCUGCAGUUGCCUGCACUUGCAUCCGGGCCGGCUUUGGAAUCAUUACUGGUGUUUUGGCAACUGGACCAGUCGCCGUGCAACCGCACACAAAGAAGAUUUUCGAAAUAUUCGACAAAUCUUACAAAAGCUCGGCUAAGAAUGGCAACAACUUCAGCACUGAUCAUGACCUGGGCUGUGUGGAAGUCGUUCUCACAGCCAUCGUUGCCUUUUUGAGCUAUGAUUCCGAAUUGCUUCUUUCAGUUCCUGAGGCGCUUUCGCAGGUAUCAAUCAUGCUGGAAGAGCUGCUAGUGUUGUUUUCUUCCGGGGGGCGAUUUGCAAAGGAUUUUACGAACCCAGCAGCGAUUACGCGGCUGAAAAGCGCGAAGGCCUCCCUUAUGGAAGCUUUCGCAUGGCUGCCUUCUGGUUCGUUCCCAAUGGCAGCAGAUGCCGUCUUCUCGUUUGCCGGAGAGCAAAUCAAGAGAGCCAUUGCUGGGGAAGUCACGUGUUCACUUCUCCCAUCCUUAGUGUCCAAAGAGGAUGUGCUGUUGGAUGCAAAGUCUGUUUCUAGAGUCGACAGAGCAGGGCAGGUCGGAGGGGCUAAAGAAAUCGAAGAGAGCAUUGUCAUUCUUACCUCAGAGACGGCUGAUCACGGGGAAAGGGAGUCAGUUCUCCACUUUCCCGGAUCCCAUGUUGUUCAACCUUGGGAAAAGGAGUUUCGAAAGAGCCAGAUCCUGGGCAUGUUUGCUUACGAUGCCACUCAGGCACCGCCAACACCUUUGCACGCCGCGGUCGGAACGUGGCGCAAACCGGUGGAAGUUUCUUGCUCUGCCACCGUUCGACUGCUAGAUGCUGCUAUCCAGGCUUACGCUGCAACUUUUGGUCUGAAAGGCGGUAUGGAGCAACAGGAAGCAAUGGAUAUGCUUGCUCUGCUUGUGCCUCCGUUCUUAACCCAAUUGGCCAGUGUGAUCGGGUUGAACACAACGCUUUCGGAGCCCGCGAGUCGAACAAAGGCGAAAGAAGACAAUGCAGCUGUUGCAAACAUCACCGCUGUACUCCUUUCCUGCUUGAAAGCAUUGCCGCUCCACGAGGCGACCCACAAUGUUCCUAUCGGCCUAGGCCCCCCUUGGAUGAAUAAAGCGAAGGAUCUUCUGUUGACACUGCUCCCGUCGGCUUCAAAUGUAGUGCGCCGAGCCGCUGCCGAAGGAUUGGCGCUUCUUGCCACACUGGGAGUGAGCGAAGAUGCACACUUCCUUCAAUCCGCUGUGCUUCAUUCGCUCGACGAAGUCAUGCGAGGAAACCAGCCAGAUGGAAAGCCAAGGACCUUGCCCUUGGAGCCGAUCUCGGCGUCGCGGGCGGGUUCUCUUCUAACAUUAGCCUGUAUUCAACGAAUGGCGCAGACAGUCAACGAGAAAAAACUCGGCCGUAACAAAGGGCGUGCACUAAGCGCCGAGGAAAUCAUCUUGCAGGCAGAAGAGGCUCUUCCAACAUUGCAAAUGAUGACUCGAAUAUUGCCCUCUGUAACCAGACAAGGUUUCCGAGAUUUCUUCAUUGUUCAAACCCACGCGCUUCACUCGUUCGGCUUACUCCUCGGAUAUUCUUCAAAGCUGGAAAGAGAGAAGGAUAAACUGGAACCAGAGGACUUGCAAUUAUUGAGGAAAGGGGUAGAGCUAGUGGAGGAUAACUUUCUGGCAACUUGGACUGUUGCAUCGGUGGAAUUCGAUGCGGGUCAGGAGGCCGAGAAACUGGCCGCAGAAGCGUCCUUUCUUGCCGUCUUGUUGCGCUUGAUGGCUCUUCUCGUCCCUUCCCUCCACCAUAUUUCCGACAACCAGGGCGUUGCGACUCGGUUUUCAGCCAUGGCCACAAUAAUCUUGGAAGCGAUGGGUGCGCACCCUGUUGUGAGCAUCGAGGGAAUGGCUUUCUUUGAAGUGUUGGCCGGAAUCCAAGACAUGUUGCCGCCCCCUUCACAAAACCUACUGGACACUGACAACCCCCUCACUUCCUGCGUGCCUUACUUUGAUUCCAGCCUGAAACCGCGCUACGCAGGACUGUUUGCAGUUCCGAGAUGGCAAGAUAUGGGUGGUUGCCUUUCUUCAACACGAGGCAUUAGAGCUGUCUUGCGUGCAAUCAAAGUCAUGUCGCUUUCAGGGGUCUGGGAGGAGAAUGAUGUGCACUUCAUGAAGGCCAUCUUCGCUUUUCUGGAAGGGACCUGUGCGUCCAGAUGUUAUUCGAAUGCCACAUUGCACACACGGGAUUAG